GUUUCGGAUCACCCAGAAAUUGGAUCACUGUGCUCCAAUGGCCACGAUGAGAUAAAUAUGUCCACAGGAGAGGAAUAUCACCAUCCCACUACUGGCAGUGAAACCCGGGCGCCCAAGGCUGCAUAUUCCAAUGGCCACUAUAGCGAUUAUGACAAAUCCUAUAAUAAGCUAUCAACCGAUGAUGGAUGUGGGUCGACUCAUGAAUAUAAGUCCCCUUACAAGAGCAUGCUCAAUCCUCGCGUCCAUGAGUCACAGGAGCGUUCUCAUCGAAGACGGGUUCGACGACGCCAAGAUGACGGUCAAGCAUAUUGCCAUGAACUUGGAGAACUGUACACGGACAACUCCAUGAAACUGGAAACUCUGCCCAACACUGACUAUGUUUCCCGAUGGGACCUACCGCUGACGCCUACAGAUUCUUCAAAUGCUUACCAAAUCGCCGACCCACAUAUCAUGCUCGAGCCCUGGAAUUUCAGCCAGGAGGAUAAAGAGGAGUUCGGACAGGAAUUUGAGUUGACGGCCGAGGAAGACUUGAUUUCGGCUGCUAAGUUCUAUAACGAAAUGACCAGUCCUAUCGGUGACUCUGGUACUUCCUCAUUUCCCGUGCCGAACUUCAUGGCGCGCACUGAGAUCUCAGUAGAGUCGUAUUAUUCUUGUAGAGGAGUCGACGGUUCCAACCUUCCUGCUGCUGCUUACGAGUUUUCUGACAAGAGAAUGACGACUAACUCCAUGGGCGUAUCGCCUCUUGAUCCUGCGUCAUCCAUGAUUGUCCAUACAGGUCAUUCAUUAGAAGGCCUGCUGCCGGACUCGGGUGAUCACGCUAAUCUCACUGUCGCCAGUAAACGCAAACGUAUAUGUCAGCUGUUGGGAUUAUAAUGCCCCUCCCUCCUUUUUGCGUCCUCUGUUUUCCUUCGCAACGAGCUGCCUGGAGUCGUGUUGAAGGUAUGGAUGAUUGAUCUGAUUGUGUGUAACCAUGAUUAGCUAAUAAAAACCAUACGAAAUUUACUCGCUUC
Messenger RNA from Annulohypoxylon maeteangense, 1010 nucleotides. RefSeq lists its product as uncharacterized. NCBI's taxonomy places the organism in Eukaryota, Fungi, Ascomycota, Sordariomycetes, Xylariales, Hypoxylaceae. The record is from RefSeq and is a predicted model, not a curated record. The transcript is spliced from 3 exons. Bases 58 to 873 code for a protein of 271 amino acids.